Molecule: messenger RNA, 2111 nt
Organism: Periconia digitata
Lineage: Eukaryota; Fungi; Ascomycota; Dothideomycetes; Pleosporales; Periconiaceae
Source: the annotation of a GenBank genome assembly
UCGCCGUCCUCCUUACACCCAUUGAUCCUACCCCAUCUUCCCCUCGCAAGAUGAAAUCACUACUCCCUCUCCUCCCCCUAAUCAUCUCUACACUCCAUACCUCACUAGCCUGCGAAGAUUCAGAUUCAGUGCACGAUAGCUGCUACGGCACACCCUCCCACGAUGUCAUACUCACGCGCAGCGUGAAGCGCAUGCAGCCAGACGCGCUGAAUGCCACAUCCGGACCGAAAGCGCCAUUGGAGUGGGGCCAGAUCAAUUUCUUGCAGACUACGGAUACGCAUGGAUGGCUGGAGGGACACGUCAAGGAGCCGAGUUAUGGCGCAGAUUGGGGGGAUUAUGUGGGGUUUGUCCAAGGGAUGAGGAAGAAGGCUAAAGGGCUGGGGGUGGAUUUGUUGGUGGUUGAUACAGGGGAUUUGCAUGAUGGCGCAGGACUAAGCGAUGCGACCUUGAUCAAUGGCAAUGUCUCAAACGCCAUCUUCGAAAACUUGGAUUACGAUCUUUUGACCAUCGGAAACCACGAACUCUAUGUCACCGAAAUUGCUUACGAGACUUUCAGCAAUUUCUCGAAAGUGUAUGGCGAUAGAUAUCUCACUAGCAAUGUGCAGAUCAUCAAUCCCGCCACGGGCGAAUUUGAGUAUAUCGGCCACACCUCCCGAUACUUCACCACCGAACAUGGCCUACGCAUUAUGGCAUUUGGUGUUUUAUUCGAUUUCACGGGCAAUUCCAAUGUCUCCAAGGUCAUCAAAGCUGCCGAUAUGGUCAAAGAACCCUGGUUUCUCGAAGCCGUCAACUCCACCAAGCCCAUUGACCUGUUUGUUGUGAUUGGACAUAAUCCUGUUCGUACUACAGUCAGCUCCUCGACGUUUGGGACAGUUUUCAGCGCCAUCAGAAACCUACGCCCAGAUGUACCUAUUCAGGGAUUCGGAGGUCAUACACAUAUCCGCGAUUUCGUAGUAUAUGACAACAAAGCGACCGGUAUGGAAUCAGGGCGCUAUUGCGAAACACUAGGAUGGGUGGCAAUCUCAGGUAUUGAGUCUUCGAAUUGCACGGGCACAGGCCCUACUGGGGUGCCAACUCCCACACGGAAUGCUGUUCGGCCAGCAAGCACCGGGACCAUCAGUGCAUCCUUGCCCAGUUCAACAACCCCUUCCAAGCUACGUUAUGCCCGUCGCUAUAUGGACUGGAACCGCUUGACGUUUGCUUAUCACGCCGAAGGAAGUCAAAGUUACGCCACAAUUGACACGGCAAAGGCGCGUGCUGUCACGAAUGAGAUCACUGCUCAGAGAGCUAGACUCAACCUCACCAGUCUAUACGGUUGUGCUCCUGAGACUUACUGCCAAUCUUGCAAGCCUUUCCUUGAACCUGGAAACUUGUUUGGACUACUCCAGACUGCAUUGUCUACAGUGGUCAUCAAUGAAACUCGCAAGGAUACACCUCGUCUCAUCAUCAUAAACACUGGAAGUGUACGGUUCGACCUUGCCAAAGGACCAUUCACAUACGAUGAUUCGUUCAUUGUUUCGCCAUUCAAAGAUUCUUUCCAGUUUAUUUCGGACGUUCCAUAUGAACAGGCAUCCAAGGUUUCCGAAAUACUCAACGCCGGUCCGUUCCUCAAGAAGAGAGAUCUUGCCACUUCGGACUUCAACUUCUCCCCCAUGCUCGCAGAUCGCGAUACAUGUAUCGACCCACCAGUCCUCCACUCCUUCGAAGGCAUGCACAAGCGCUCCCAGCCAAAAGGCCGUAUCAUUCGUCGCCAGUCACUCGAAACCUCCCCAGGAUACACCACAGUCGACGAUUUCGGCGAUGACGGAGACGACACGGUCCACACGAAGAUUCCAAACUAUCACCAACCUAAUACCCUGCAAGCAAACGCUAGUCUUCCUGCUGACGGCUCAUUGCCUCAAACCGUUGAUCUCAUCUUUCUCGACUUCAUUGCCAGUGACGUUGUCGACGCUUUGAACCAGCCGGAUGUCGGAGGGAAUUUCUCGCUUGAUCAGGUUUCUUACUACGUGGACAAGAGCUUCACGACGAAUAGCUAUCUUCCGGCGUAUGCGAAAAUUGCUUGGCAGAAAAACGUGCCUAAUUGCCCCGUGGGUGGUGGGAUUGGGAGUUAG